Mus caroli (Ryukyu mouse) is the source of this 837-nucleotide messenger RNA. RefSeq names its product EEF1A lysine methyltransferase 3 (gene Eef1akmt3). The record is from RefSeq and is a predicted model, not a curated record. Gene Ontology annotation, cellular component: protein-containing complex; cytosol. Lineage: Eukaryota; Metazoa; Chordata; Mammalia; Rodentia; Muridae.
CCAGCCUCAACCCGGCACCGAUAGAGGGGAUCCGAGCGCUGGCCGGGGUGCUGGGGGCUGUAUCUGCCGGAUGGCCAGCUAUCGCACCGAUCCGGAGACUGAGCCCGAAUCCGUGUUCCCACGGGAGAUCGGGCUCUUCACCGACUCUUACUCAGAGAGCAGCCGGUUCUGCUUCUGUGGGCACGAGCUGAGCAUCACGCAGAACUUUGGGUCGCGCCUUGGGGUGGCGGCACGCGUGUGGGAUGCGGCUCUGAGCCUAUGUGACUAUUUCGAGAGUCAAAAUGUGGAUUUUCGAGGCAAGAAGGUGAUCGAACUGGGCGCGGGGACGGGCAUCGUGGGAAUCUUGGCGGCGCUGCUGGGGGGGGAUGUUACCAUCACUGAUUUGCCAGUGGCCCUAGAGCAAAUCCAGGAUAACGUCCACGCCAAUGUGCCACCCGGAGGCCGGGCUCGGGUGUGCGCCUUGUCCUGGGGAAUUGACCAGCAUGUCUUUCCUGGAAACUAUGACUUGGUGCUGGGGGCAGAUAUCGUGUACCUGGAACCUACCUUCCCGCUACUGUUGGGGACCCUCCGACACCUGUGUGGGCCCCACGGCACCAUCUACCUGGCCUCCAAGAUGAGAGCAGAACACGGGGCAGAGACCUUCUUUCGGCGCCUCCUGCCCCAGCACUUCCACCUGGAGCUGGCCCAGCGGGAUGAGGAUGUGAAUGUCAACAUCUAUAGGGCCAGGCACAGGGAGGUGACACCUGCUGGACAGCACCCCUUCUGUUGACCUAACUCUUGUCUCAGUGGAGGAAUGGCAUCCCUCCAGAGCCGUGAACACCAGGAGGAAAGAAAAGG